This is a messenger RNA of Photinus pyralis (common eastern firefly), 660 nucleotides long. RefSeq lists its product as uncharacterized. Lineage: Eukaryota; Metazoa; Arthropoda; Insecta; Coleoptera; Lampyridae. Gene Ontology annotation, molecular function: nucleic acid binding. Bases 1 to 660 code for a protein of 219 amino acids. The record is from RefSeq and is a predicted model, not a curated record. The transcript has a single exon.
AUGAAUAAACAGCAUUUUGAGGAAUGGUUACGAUAUGUCUUGGGGGUGAUUCCCGAUAAGUCAGUUAUUGUACUUGAUCAAGCUCCUUACCAUACAAUGUUGAAUCCUGAAUUUCGAAACCCAACAACUGCAUGGAGAAAAGCAGACAUAAUUGAAUGGUUAAAUAAGCGAAAAGUUCAGGUACCAGAACACUUCGAUACAUUCGAUCAAAUGACAAGGCCUUCACUUUUGCAAUUAUCUCGCAUGUACAAUUACAAAAAACAGUAUUUUCUGGAGAAAGUGGUAAACGAUGUUCGACAGGAUAAAGUGAAGCUUUUAUGGCUUCCAGUAGCCCAUUGUGAGUUCAACCCCAUUGAAUUGAUAUGGGCGUAUGUCAAAAAUAAAGUUGCAAAGCUAAACACAACAUUCAAAAUUAAAGACGUAUUAGACCUCUGCAAAGCAACAUUGGAAGAUGUGCCAAAAAGCGUUUGGGCUAAUUGUGUUCACCAUGCCAAGAAAGUAGAAGAUAUGUACCGAGAAAAAGAGAAUUUAAUAGAUGUCGCCAUAGAACCUUUGGUAAUAAAUCUCAACGACGAGGAUAGUGAUGACGCAGUUAUCGACUUUGAUGAAGAUGAUCUCGAAGAACAUAGCGAUAAUGAUGAUUAUGAGUUGACUGAUUAA